CUCUCCCCUCCCCGAAGGCAAGUUUCCUUGACCACCCAAUUUCACUCGCUCAAGGCUUUUAACCCUGUAUAGCCUCCAAACGAACUUCACUCCCACCUCUCACAUUCUUACGGUCGCGGACCAGCCACCACCUACCCCACGGAGCUUGGGAAUCCCGCCCCCCCUUUGUCUUAGACGGAUCCGUUGGUGCCGCGCCGUAUCAGCUCUUAUCCGUGCCUGAGGAGCAAGCACACUUCGGUGGUUUGGGCUCACAAAUCUACAACCAGCACCCUGCAAUGCGCCUCCGGGAGGCGAUCUGACCGCUCUUACUACACCGGUUACAAUCUGCAAUUCAUUAGCCCGUUGUCUUUCUUUGCCGGUACAUCGUCAUGCCUUCAAUUUUGAACGAUAGCGACAAGGAGACUGUCAGGAGGGUUGUCCCCAAACCUGACAAUAAGAUCCUUGCGGUGGCCGUUGCGCGCCUAUAUGUGGCUCAUCCAGACACCCAGAGAUGGACGUACACUGGCUUACAGGGAGCUGCAGUGCUGGCAAAUGACUUGGUCGGGCGCACAUUCUGGCUGAAAUUGGUGGACGUAUCGCCUGCCAAUAGGGGUGUUAUCUGGGACCAAGAGAUCUACGAUAACUUCGCAUACAACCAGGAUCGCACGUUCUUCCAUUCCUUUGAAUUAGAAGAUUGUCCCGCCGGACUAUCCUUUGCCGACGAGAAAGAAGCCAAGACAUUCAUCAAGAAGGUACAUGAGCGAGAAAAGCAUGCGAGUAAAGAGACGCGGCAGACGCCCUUUGCAUCUACCCGCGGCCAGGGCCCUGCCCCGGUGGUGAAUGGCAAGUCCGGGGUUGGACGAUCGCUAUUUGGCAGCUUACUCGGCCACCGCUCAUCAUCAGGAUCCCAUGGGCCCCCGACGGUGACACCUGCAGAAUUGCCCCCUGCCCCAUCAAUCCAGGUUGCUCCGCCGCCUCCACCUCCAUCCAGCCCACCACGCAAGGAAUUGCCGUUCGACACCAAUGACCCGGCAUUCAAGGGUAUUCUAGACGAGCUCCUGCAAAUGGGCAUCACAGAAGACUUGAUCGCGGAAAACUUUGACUUCAUUAAGUCCUAUAUUGAACAGAAACAAGGCACGACGCCUACCCCGCCUCCUGCCGAUGAUCAGAGGAGAGGGAAAGCUCCCCCUCCGCCUCCCCCAUCUGCACCGCCUGGGCCGAAAGUGGCCACCAUCAGUCCACAAAACACCGGCAAUAGCACUGGCAGCCGACGAGGCGCCCCGCCGCCUCCGCCCCCGACACGGAGAACUCGGAUUGACGCGGCGGAGGAGGAACCUGCUUCGAAACGUGAACCGUCUCCUCCAAGGAACCGGUUCCGUGCCCCGCCCCCAAUUGCAGAUGCCGGUAAGUUUGCUCAUGCUCCGGGUCCUCUGCCUCCCACUCGUCAGCGAGCUUUGUCGGGAGCCACUCCCGGUCCUCCGCCUCCCCCACGGCCUCCGAAGACUCCGAUGGAUGAACCCCAGUCCCGCUUCGGUGUCCCUCCGCCGUUUCAGGGCGAGCGCAAGGUGUCUGCUCCGCCUGCACCACCCAGUCGGCCGGUGCCUUCAGGGCCUCCGCCGCCGCCUCCGCGCACCAUGAGCCCUGCGCCACCGCCGCAGUUACCCCCCAAAGUUCCCAAUGUGUCUGCGCCAGGGCCUCCGCCGCCCCCGCCCCGAAGUCCUUUGCAGCCUCCGCCCCCACCCGUACCUGCCGCUUCCCGGCCUAUCCCUCCUCCGCCGACAUCGAGCGUACCGCCUCCUCCACCCCCGCCUCCCUUGGCAAGCGUUCCCCCGCCACCUCGACCACCUCCAUCCUCGAGCGUUCCUCCCCCACCUCCACCCCCACCAUCGUAUCCUUCUCCUAGUGCAGGACCUCCUGCACCUCCUCCUCCACCGCCCCCUCCACCAACAAGCUCGGUUCCACCUCCCCCGCCGCCUCCGCCCCCGACAAGCACCGGUCCCCCAGCACCUCCGCCGCCUCCACCACCAGGAGGCUCGGUCCCACCACCCCCUCCGCCCCCUGGCGCUGGUGCGCCUCCUCCGCCACCUCCUGGCGGAGCUGCUCCGUCCCUGCCCCAAGCAGAAGGUGGUAGGGGUGACCUCCUGGCUGCUAUCAGGGCGUCUGGAGGAAAGGGAGGCGGUGGCCUGCGGAAAGUUAAGGAUUCUGACAAACGCGAUCGGAGUGCAGCGCUCGUCCCCGGCUCAGCCAGCGAAUCGUCUGCGCCGACUCCCAGUGGAGGCGCCGCCCAAGGAGGCUUGGCAGGGGCUUUGCAGGAUGCGUUGGCCAAGAGAAAGCAGAAGGUCAGCGGUAGUGAUGACGAAAAGGAGGAUGACGACGAUUGGUGAGCCCUGCUUAGUUAUAACUCGCUUUUUUUUUUCUUUGAAAAUCCCUGUUGCUGCCGUGGCUUAGACUUCUCGGAUUUCGCGUGUGAUACCUCCGUCUUGCAGCCUCGAGUUUCUCUUUGUGUUUCAGCAUAUAUUCCCAUCCGGUGCGUGGAGGCGAAUGUCGGGAUUUUCCUUUCUAUUCAACAUUUCCUGCUGGCGAUAAAAAUUAUGCUCGGGAGAUUGGGGCUGUCUGACAGCGGACUCAUUUUCCAGUCUCAAGAAUGGAAGCGCAAUGUUCGGGAACUCCCAGAGAAUCACAAUUAAACCUGGCAACCCUAGAUGGCAACUCUAGGAGAUUGGAUCGUAUCUUGUCCUAUCGGGUGAGUUCCAGGAAUAGCCAAGUUCUAUCAAAAUCAUAGACACGUAUACAGCUCGGCAUGACUAUAAGAAAAC
Aspergillus ibericus CBS 121593 is the source of this 2795-nucleotide messenger RNA. Its product is annotated as WASP family protein. The record is from RefSeq and is a predicted model, not a curated record. Bases 369 to 2363 code for a protein of 664 amino acids. Lineage: Eukaryota; Fungi; Ascomycota; Eurotiomycetes; Eurotiales; Aspergillaceae. Gene Ontology annotation, molecular function: actin binding. The transcript has 3 exons.